AAGCAUUUCUACAUCUUUCAACUAUCUUUUUGUGUUUCUAUCAAAAUAAUAAUUCGAUCCAAAGAAGAUGCCAAGUGGGACGCUUGAAGUUUUUCUUGUAAAUGCCAAAGGCCUUGAAGACCAAAAUUGGCUCACUAGUAUGAAUCCUUAUGUGAUCCUCACCUGUCGGACUCAAGAGAAGGAAAGUGGUGUUGCAUCAGGUGAAGGAACUGAUCCUGAGUGGAAUGAGACCUUUGUUUUUACCAUCAGUAGUGAUGUUGAAGAGAUCACCCUCAGGAUUAUGGACAAAGAUACUCUUAGUUCAGAUGAUUUUGUUGGAGAAGCAACAAUUCCCUUACAUGAAGUGUUGCGUGAAGGAGAGGUGUCUGAACGAGCUUACAAUGUUGUAAAAGAUGAAGACUAUUGUGGAGAGAUAAAACUCAGCCUCACUUUCACAUCUGAGUCGGGUUCUCAUAGAGGAAAUCAUGAAGAAGAAUACGGUGGACGUAGAAAGUCACGUCAUGACUCCAGAGGAUCUGAUGAAGAAGAAUACGGUGGUGGACGUAGAAAAUCACGUAAUGACUCCGGAGGAUCUGAUGAAGAAGAAUAUGGUGGACGUAGAAAGUCACGUAAUGACUCAGGAGGAUCUGAUGAAGAAGAAUAUGGUAGACGUAGACGAUCAAGUGAUCGCCGUAGAGGAAGUGAUGAAGACAACUAUGGUGGAUAUAGAGAAUCACGUGAUGACUAUUAAUUCCAGGAGUUUAAGCCGUUUGGUUAACCCUAAC
Messenger RNA from Solanum verrucosum, 764 nucleotides. RefSeq names its product elicitor-responsive protein 3-like. The record is from RefSeq and is a predicted model, not a curated record. NCBI's taxonomy places the organism in Eukaryota, Viridiplantae, Streptophyta, Magnoliopsida, Solanales, Solanaceae. Bases 68 to 730 code for a protein of 220 amino acids. The transcript is spliced from 5 exons.